GGCUGACACUGCGUCCUAUGAAGUAGUCCUCAUGUUCCAAACAAUAGUGAAUGUCUCUAAGUUAAUAAUUGGUUUACUGCAUAAGCAUUCUCGAUUUUUGUUAAAUUUAUUUUUAAUUUCUUUGGUCCUGUGUUUUUGUUUACAUCCAUUGCGCUUUGCAUCUCACUAUAACUACAUUUGUCCUGAAAAAAUUCCAUUUGAAUUGGAGCCAGCUUACUUUCCAAAAAAAAAUGCAUGCAUGAUUGUAGUUGCAACUCAAGCUCAUCUUCAGCUCUUUUAUCCUGAUAAAAAGCCCCUAGAAGAGUCUCAGUUUCUUGCGUACCGACUGAGCAUAUUACCUGGUGGACAGUGGCGGCCACAGCGUUGUCAACCGCUAUUCAAUGUUGCCAUAAUACUACCAUACAGAAAUCGUCAAAUCCAGUUACUAAUUUUUUUAAACUAUAUACAUCCAUUUCUACAGUUACAAAAUCUGGACUAUAGAAUAUUUGUUGUAGAACAAACUUCUGAUAAAGAAUUCAAUAGAGCAAAGUUGUUUAAUGUAGGUUUUGUCGAGGCAAGUAAAACAAGCAACUUUCAUUGCUUUAUAUUUCAAGAUAUCGACCUUAUACCACAGAAUUUGAGAAAUAUUUAUGCAUGCACUAAGCUACCAAGGCAUAUGAGUUCAAGUGUCAAUACGUUCAGAUAUAAUCUCCCAUACACUGGAUUAUUUGGAGGAGCAAUUGCGAUUACUAAACAUCUUUUUCUACAAGUAAAUGGAUUUUCCAAUGUUUACUUUGGUUGGGGAGCAGAAGAUGAUGACUUUUAUAAUAGAUUACAAAGUAAAGGUUUACCUGUGACAAGAUUUAGCCCUGAAAUUUCCCGAUACUUUAUGUUAAGUCAUAGAAAAGAAUCUCCUAGCAUAACAAGAUUCACACAUUUAGAGGAAGCAUCAAAAAGAUUUAAUACAGAUGGAAUUAGUAAUCUUCAGUAUAGAAUUAUCAGUCACCAACUACAACCAUUAUACUCUUGGAUAUUAGUCAAGAUUUGAAGAAAUUGUUCAUAACAACUGCUUAUUUGUAGUAAAAUUUCCACUUCUUGUAGGUGCUUAAAACUUGAAAAUAUUGAGUUAAAUACACAGCUUA
Copidosoma floridanum is the source of this 1121-nucleotide messenger RNA. RefSeq names its product beta1,4-N-acetylgalactosaminyltransferase B. The record is from RefSeq and is a predicted model, not a curated record. NCBI's taxonomy places the organism in Eukaryota, Metazoa, Arthropoda, Insecta, Hymenoptera, Encyrtidae. Gene Ontology annotation, cellular component: Golgi apparatus. Gene Ontology annotation, molecular function: galactosyltransferase activity; N-acetyl-beta-glucosaminyl-derivative 4-beta-N-acetylgalactosaminyltransferase activity. Gene Ontology annotation, biological process: glycosphingolipid biosynthetic process; carbohydrate metabolic process.